Messenger RNA from Phoenix dactylifera (date palm), 1977 nucleotides. RefSeq names its product endoglucanase 11-like. Gene Ontology annotation, molecular function: hydrolase activity, hydrolyzing O-glycosyl compounds. Lineage: Eukaryota; Viridiplantae; Streptophyta; Magnoliopsida; Arecales; Arecaceae. Gene Ontology annotation, biological process: carbohydrate metabolic process. The record is from RefSeq and is a predicted model, not a curated record.
UAAACCAGCAGUUUACUUUUCUCGAUAUCGCAUUCGGUUCACACCAUCCUUCGUUUACAAAUUCAGACGCUCGCACCAACGUCAUGCACUGAGUUCUUUCAGGCUCAGAGCAAUAAUUACCCUCAAGAUCCAUUAGAGACAGAGGGCGGUGGCGCAUCCUUUCCAUGCAUGCAAGCUGCAAGCAGCAUCCAGAAGAGUAAAGCAAAGAAUGCCCCCAGUCCUGUAAUCAUUUCCAGGGUAUCCUCCUCCUCCUCCUCCAUUCUCAUGAUACCAUUGAUUCCAUGGGUUCUUCUCCCCCUCCUCCUCCAUCUCCCGGUGGCCGCCCGAGCCGCAUUCGAUUACCAGGAUGCUCUCGCCAAGAGCCUGCUCUACUUCGAGGCCCAGCGCUCCGGCCACCUCCCCUACAACCAGCGCGUCGCCUGGCGGGGCCACUCCGGCCUCACCGAUGGGCUCGAACAAGGAGUUGAUUUGGUAGGAGGGUACUACGAUGCCGGCGACAACGUAAAGUUCGGCCUGCCGAUGGCUUUCACGGUCACAAUGCUUUCAUGGAGUGUCAUGGAGUUUAGCGAAGAGAUCGCGGCGGCCGGGGAGAUCGAGCAUGCUCUGGAAGCCAUCAAAUGGGGGACGGAUUACUUCAUCAAAGCCCACACCCACCCCAAUGUCCUCUGGAUCCAGGUGGGUGAUGGCGAUACCGACCACUACUGCUGGCAGAGACCGGAGGACAUGACCACGUCAAGACAAGCAUACAAGAUCGACGCCGAGAAUCCCGGGUCGGAAGUCGCAGGGGAGACGGCCGCCGCAAUGGCGGCGGCGUCCAUCGUGUUCAGGACAUCCAAUCCGCGUUACUCCAACCUCUUGCUGCAUCAUGCCCAACAGUUAUUCGAGUUCGCGGACAAGCAUAAGGGGAGGUACGACAGGAGCGUCGGGGUGGCGAAGAAUUACUACCCGUCGGUGAGCGGAUACGGCGACGAGCUGCUGUGGGCGGCGCUGUGGCUUCACCGGGCGACGGGGCGAGAGGAAUAUCUGGAAUACGUGGUGAAUAACGCGUCCCGGUUAGGGGGUUCCGCUUGGGCCAUAUCCGAGUUCAGCUGGGAUAUCAAAUACGCCGGCCUCCAGGUCUUGGCUUCCAAGCUGCUGAUGGAAGAAGGCGUCAGUCUCCAAGAGAAGCACAGAAGCACGCUGGAGCAAUACAGAUCGAAGGCCGAGCACUACUUGUGCUCCUGCCUGAACAAGAACAAAAAUGGCAGCAACGUCCGGCGCACGCCGGGCGGCCUUCUCUACGUCCGGCAGUGGAACAACAUGCAGUACGUCGCCGGCGCCACCUUCCUCCUCACAGCCUUCUCCGACUACUUGGCCAGAUCCGAGGAGGAGCUCCAUUGCCCCCAAGGCACUUUGGGACCUCAAGAGCUCCUCUCCUUCGCCAAGUCGCAGCUGGACUACAUCCUGGGCGCCAACCCCAUGGGCAUCAGCUACCUGGUGGGCUUCGGACCCAAGUUUCCGACCAGGGUGCACCACCGGGCAGCGUCCAGCGUCUCCUACAAGGAGGACAAGGCCUUCAUCGGUUGCACGCAGGGGUACGACGCCUGGUUUGGCCGGCAGAAGGAGAAUCCGAACGUUCUCGUCGGGGCCGUCGUCGGCGGCCCCGACGCCAAGGAUGUGUUCAGGGAUGUGAGAGGGAAUUACAUGCAGACGGAGGCAUGUACAUACAAUACAGCAACGCUGGUGGGAGUGUUUGCCAAGUUUGAUCGGCUGCAAGGGCAGCCACAAAUUUCCUCCUGUUAAGGAGUAGGCAGCACAUUUACAUGUAAGAAAGCUGAAAGGAGCAUAAAUUUUUUCCUUCUUUUUUUUUUCCCGUUAUAGAGUGUUAUUGUUACCAUAUAUAGAGGUCAAGAUGAUGAAAGUUGAGUAUAUCAUAUAGGAAAAGAAAGAAAAUGAAAGAAAGAAAGAGAGAAGCAAGCUUCAGAAAUUCUUUUUGUA